This is a messenger RNA of Cololabis saira (Pacific saury), 2879 nucleotides long. RefSeq names its product polymerase (DNA directed), eta (gene polh). The record is from RefSeq and is a predicted model, not a curated record. Lineage: Eukaryota; Metazoa; Chordata; Actinopteri; Beloniformes; Belonidae. Bases 91 to 2334 code for a protein of 747 amino acids. Gene Ontology annotation, biological process: error-prone translesion synthesis; response to radiation. The transcript has 10 exons. Gene Ontology annotation, cellular component: nucleus; replication fork; site of double-strand break. Gene Ontology annotation, molecular function: damaged DNA binding; DNA-directed DNA polymerase activity.
GAAGCGAUGAAGGCGGCUUCACUUCGGCAAAGAGAAUCAAAAUAUCAAUUUAGCUGCGAAUAUACUGUCCCGCAUCUUUAAUCGUCAGUAAUGGAGUACGGGAAGGAGAGAGUGGUGGCGUUGGUCGACAUGGACUGUUUCUACGUGCAGGUGGAGCAGCGGCUCAACCCGGCCCUUGAGAAAACUCCCUGCGUGGUGGCGCAGUACAAGACCUGGAAGGGGGGCGGUAUCAUAGCUGUGAGCUACGAGGCAAGGGCCCAUGGUGUAACCAGGAACAUGUGGGUGGAGGAUGCAAAAAAGCUGUGUCCAGAUCUGCAGGUGGCACGGGUGCGCGAAUCUCACGGCAAGGCAGACCUGACCCAUUACCGGGACGCCAGCGUGGAAGUGAUUGAAGUGAUGUCUCGCUUUGCUGUGAUUGAGAGGGCCAGCAUUGAUGAGGCCUACAUGGACUUGACCGCUGGAGUCCAGCAGCGGCUGAAAGCCAUGACUGACAAAGAAAUUGACGCUUGCCUCCUCAAGGCCACCUACAUCCAAGGGUACCCUCAAAUUGGACUUGAAUCGUCCUCUGAAGAUGGCGUACUUACAGAGGACUCUGUCUUGGAUAAAGAGGAGCAGAGGUCCAGAGGUCUCCAGCAGUGGCUGACGUCCUUACCUCCUUCAUCAGGUGAGCAGAACUCUGCAGACUUGCAGCUAACUGUGGGAGCGAUCAUUGUGGAGGAAAUGAGGGCAGCUGUGGAAAAACACACAGGUUUCCAGUGUUCAGCAGGAAUAUCACAUAAUAAGGUGUUGGCCAAGCUAGCCUGCGGUCUGAACAAACCCAACAGACAAACUGUCCUGCCUUUGGACUCCGUGGCAGAACUUUUCAAUUCGCUGCCCAUCGGCAAGAUUCGAAACCUGGGGGGGAAGCUGGGAGCUUCAAUUACAGAAGCUCUGGGAGUCGAGAACAUGGGAGACCUCACUCGCUUCUCUAAGGCACAACUAGGGCAGCACUUUGGAGAAAAAACAGGCCAGUGGUUGCAUGACUUGUGUCGGGGGAUUGAUUUUGAAGCUGUUAAACCCAGACAGCUGCCCAAGUCCAUCGGCUGUAGUAAAAACUUCCCUGGGAAGACAUCGCUGGCUACUAAAGAGCAGGUCCAGUACUGGCUUAAUCAACUGGCCCUGGAGUUGGAGGAGAGGCUGACCAAAGACAAGGAAACGAAUGGCAGAGUGGCUAAGCAGCUAACAGUCGGGGUGCGUCAGCUCGGUGACAAGAGGCCGAGCAGCUUCUCUCGGUGCUGUGCGUUGGUGCGCUAUGAGGCGACCAAAAUAUCCAGCGACAGCUUUGCCAUUAUCAAGAGCCUCAACACAGCAGGAAACCACCAGGCUGCCUGGACGCCACCUCUCUCCCUGCUCCAUCUGUCAGCCAGCAAAUUUAGCGAUGCCCCCUCAGCUGGGGGCAUCGCUGGCUUUCUUUCAAGUGACGUGGCUUCAACUCAGAGUUCUUUCUCCAGCACUCAGCCAACCUCUAAACUGAAAAAUGAAUCCACAUGCAAUCAACCUGGCAGCAUUCAGUCUUUCUUUCAAAAGGCAGCUGAGAAACAAAAACAGGUUAGGAAGAAUGGAGAGGAGGAAGAGGAUGGUACAGGUGCCAAAGAGGUCCCCCUACUGGUCAAACUUGAUGAAGAAUCUGCCACUGAUGGUCAGACGGAGACGGAAACCUGCCCCUCUGUAUCUUCAUCUACAAGGUUGUCUCAUUCUAAAAUCAGCUCGGCCAGCCCAAACUCGGGCAUCUCCUCUUUCUUCCAGAAGAAAACCUUUGAAAGAAGCUCCCAGGUCUCUGUCUCCUCUCCAAACAAGAUGGACUCGGGACAAAAACCAGGAGUUAUAGACAAAGAGGACACUGAUUCUAUUAAAUCAUGUACGCAGUCAAAAAACGGCUCAACGUUUACAUCUCAUCAGUCACCUGACAAAGAGUUAAGGGAAGAAGCAGAGACUGCUCCAGGACCGACUCACUUUCCUCCCAGUGUGAUCAGAGAAGACAUAUUGAGCUGUGAACGCUGUGGUGAAGAGGUGCUGGUCUGGGAAAUGCCUGAACAUAAUGACUAUCACUUUGCUUUGGACCUCCAGAAAUCCCUCUCUUCAUCCACAGCUUCAACAACCCUGUCUUGCUCCUCCUCCGUGAUCUCCUCUCCCCCCAGCACAUCCCUGACUCCUCUCAGAGCAAGAGCAGGGGGCACAGCCCAGUCCUCGCAGGGCAAGACCAAACCCAGAGGACACACGGGACCUGCGCCAAAGAGACCCCGCUCCCAGGGAGGAAGUACAGGGACUCUGGAUUCCUUUUUCAAGAAGACCUAAAGUUUUAGAGCAACAGUGCAUUUGCUGAUGACAUUUAAAAUAAUAGUAGCAUAAAAAAAUUGGAUUUGAUAUAUACAUAAUAAAGACAAAGUGAUAUAUUCUUUAAUGUUUUCUAAUAAUGAAAAGCCAUAUUAGCAGAAUACAGUAGCACUAUUUUUAAAUGACCAUUUGCUGUGUACACAUUAAAGAAUGUAUUCACUGAAUUUGGUUUUAAUCAUAAGUUUAAAAAGACAAUAGUUUUAAGGACUUAUUUAGUAAACCCAUACAUAUUAAAUGAUUUUCCGGCAUAGCAGUGACAUUGAGCUGCAGUAUUGCCAUCUACCAGCAGAUGUCAGUAGUCAAUUGAUCGAGCAACAAUCCCUCUUGGUCGUUUACAUAAAGGUUUUUUGUUUGUGUUUUUAAAUUAAAUAUAUCAUAGUAUGUUUUUGUAUUUACAACACUUUUCAAUUAAAAUGGAACAGAGAUAUGACAAAACACUUUUUAUUUAAAAGCACUUUCGUGUUUAUGGUAGUUAGGCCGCUUAUCAGACAAGCACAGCAACCGUC